AUGACACACUAUUAUCUUGAGCAAGAAAUUUCUUGUUUAGCUAUGAAUCCAAAAGAUUCAAGACAAUUGAUUAUUGGUCAAUUAGAUGGUGUUUUUUCAAUGUAUGAAAUGAAAUUAAAAAAUUUAACACCUCUUGGAAGUUUUAAAUUAGAUGGUGAUAGUUAUGUUCGUGAUGUAGCAUAUAUGGGGGAUGGGAAAAAAUUUACCUUAACAACAUCAGAUAAUUCAUUAGCAUUAAUGGAUACGGUUACAAUGGAACCUUAUCAUUGGGUGAAAAAUGCAAUGGAUAGUAAGCCUUCCGCAUUAUUAACACUUGGUGGAGAUAAGGGUAUUCAAACAGUAGUUGGUGAUGAUGACGGAAAUAUUAAAAUGUUUGAUUUUCGUACACAAGAAGGAGCAAUUUUAGAAUUUAAAGAACAAGAAGAAACAAUAACGGAUCUCAAAUUUAAUCAGGGAAGUAUUUUAGCUACUUCUUCUGAUGGUUUCUUAUGUGUAUUUGAUCUUCGUAAAAAAAAGUUUACUGUUAAAUCAGAACAAGCUGAAUCUGAAUAUAAUUGUAUUUGUAUUACAAAUGACAAAACAUACAUUGCAACUGGAAAUGGUGUGAUAGAUGUAUAUAAAAAUGGUGAUUAUGGUUAUAUGUUAGAGAGAAUUGAUACCAAAAUGAAAUAUGGAGUAGAAUCAAUUGUUGAAGUUCGUGAUAAUUUAUUAAUGUGUGCUUCAAUGUUACAAGAUUAUGUUAAGUUUGUUAAUGUUCAACCAAAUAAAGUUUUAAAGAAGAAAACAGUACCUUUUCCAAUAGGUAAAAUUAUUUUAAGUAGUAGUAGAAAAUUUUUUGUUGGUUAUGGAAUGUGUGAAAAUUUCUAUCAUUCUUCAAUUGCAGAAAUGAUUAAUGAUAUUCCUUUGAUCACAAGAGACAAUGUUAAAGAUGUUAAAAAGUUAGUCAAAGAAGAUAAUAGUAAUGGAUUUUUUAAUGAUUUAAUUAAGGAUACAUAA
Messenger RNA from Strongyloides ratti, 996 nucleotides. Its product is annotated as WD repeat domain 55. The transcript has a single exon. Gene Ontology annotation, molecular function: protein binding. The record is from RefSeq and is a predicted model, not a curated record. NCBI's taxonomy places the organism in Eukaryota, Metazoa, Nematoda, Chromadorea, Rhabditida, Strongyloididae. Bases 1 to 996 code for a protein of 331 amino acids.